AGAAAGUAAGAAUGAGCAUGAAUGAGAGGGAAAGACUGAGAGAGGAAGAGUGAGAAUGCGGCAGAGUUAGUGAGAGUGUAAGUGAGAAAGCAAGAGAGAUAAAAAGCGUGAGAGAGAGAAAGGCGUGAGAGUGAGAAAGCAAAAAGGUAAAACAAAGAGAAACGAAAAGUAUGCGUAAAAGUAACAUGCAAAAGUUAAAAUAACAAAAAAGAAAAUCAUAUGGAGCAAGGUCCGCGCUAAAUACUUAGCGGAAAAAUAUAUAUAUAUUAUUGCUUUUUAUGUUUUUUGUGUUCGUCUCUUGCUUUAAUGUAAGAAGAAGCGUGCAUUGUUAGUUGCUGGUGUAGUUUUAUGUAAUUUUAUAUGAGAUAUUUGUUGAAAGGAGGCUUCAAAGUAAAGAGUUAUUGACAAGAAGAAGAAAGUGAAAAUAGGUAUAAAUAUAUUAAAUAAACGAAAAGAAGCAGGAACUACGUCAAAUUCGAAGGUAAAGUUAUUGUGUGGAAGCAAAAAUAUCGACAAUUAAUACACUAUAUAUAUAUCGACAAUUAGAGAACGACAUUGCACAGUAACACCAUUUAUAUAUAUAUGUGUUCGCGACUAAACGUUUGGUGGAUAAUAUACACGCAUACUUACUUAAACACGCACAUACAGAUAUAGUAUUUAUGCAAUGUGUUGUAUCUUUAAUAGGUACAAAUAUAUAUAAUUCAUUAUCACUCUCUAUGUUAAACUUAAGUUAUCAACUAAAAUCCGUAUUUAAGCAUUGAAUAAACUAACGAAAAUCGACACGAAAUAGCUACAUAAAUCGAGUAGAAUAAUAAAACGAAAGAAGAGAAGCGGAUAAAAACGUCGAAGAAAUGGUAAAUGAGAAACUUCCAGAAAACUCCUGGUCCGACAACCCAGCGGAUGCAGAACAAUUCAGUGAUGAAGAAGAGGAAAAUGAUAUCGAUACCAAUGAGAAUCAUACCACGUCGUGGUCUCCUUACGAAGACCCAUAUCAACGACCGAACCAGGUCAAUCAGAAACUGAUCCCAAAUCAAUCGCUGACGACAUCGAAGAUAUCGUUCUUGGCAUCACUCGACGAUGUGUGUGACAUCGAUAAAGAGAAGCAGCAGAACAUCAAGAAGGGCUUCAGCAUGUUCGAAGGGAUGUUGCUGGUCAUGAUGUCACUGAACCUUUUCAUGAUGAUGGGGUUCCUUGGCUGUAUGGGGCUCUUCUACAUCGAACUGCUUGACGAAUUCAAUCUCACCCGCUCCAUUGCCUCGAUGGUUGUAUCUGUACCCUGGGGAUUUGCCUUUGGAAGUGGAAUCCUAACUGGUCUCCUCAUCAACCGAUUCCCAUGUGGGUUAAUUAUCGUCUUUGGUUCCCUCAUGAUGGCCGGUGGAAUCAUUGCCAGUUCCUUUGCCUCCAACAUUAUCUCCCUUAUUGUCACUCUCGGCAUUUUUUCUGGUAUUGGUGGCAGUUUUAUCUUCAUUUCCUCGUUCAUUGGAACCGGAUUAUAUUUCGGUCAGAGAGGCUCGUAUGCCAUUGCUAUUGUAUCCGUGUCUGUUCCUCUAGGAUUUCUACUCUACCCACUUCUUGCGACAGUGCUCAUUUCAGAAUUCACUUGGCGUGGUGCCAUGCUAAUCCUUGGUGGCAUUUCUUUGAACAGUGUACCUUUUGGAAUUAUCAUUUGGCGGGUAAAACUAAGAGUAAAGAAUGAAGAAACAGUUUUGGAUGUUAAAGCAAGCUCGAUUGAUGAUUUUGGCAGCGUCCUCUCCAUCCACAAAAAUGACAUCACUUUGAAGUUAUGUAAAGACAUCUUCUCAGACAAGAAAUUUUGGGUGUUCCUACUUGGAAUCACCAUGUUAUUUUCUCUGGUGACUCUGAUCUUCAAUCAACUGACUGAUUUCUGUAUAGAACUUGGCUAUAAAUCAGUUGCAAGCAUGGCUUUGACCUUCUUCAACAUCCCAUCAUUCUUUGGACGUGUCAGCUGCAGUCUGUUGCUCCGAUUUACAAAAAUCACUUCACCCGUCGUCUUUGCCGUAACCCUCACUUUGUUUGGAUUAACAGUGUCGCUGGUGUCAGUUGCAUACAAUUUCCAAAGCAUCAUCGCCAUAAUUACCAUAGCAGGUUUCUUCCAAGCACCUGCCACUGGUAUCUACACAUGUGUCAUCAUUGACAUUUUAGGAUUUCAAAGAGCUGCAAUGGCUCAAGGUAUAACAGACACCACCUACGGAUUAACAACGAUCCUCGUUGGAUAUAUAGCAGGUAAGUGUAUAAUUUAUGCAUCUAACUUUAUAUACAUUACUUUCACCUGA
Molecule: messenger RNA, 2294 nt
Organism: Octopus bimaculoides (California two-spot octopus)
Lineage: Eukaryota; Metazoa; Mollusca; Cephalopoda; Octopoda; Octopodidae
Product: monocarboxylate transporter 6
Biological process (GO): transmembrane transport
Molecular function (GO): transmembrane transporter activity
Source: RefSeq, a predicted model, not a curated record